Messenger RNA from Canariomyces notabilis, 7848 nucleotides. RefSeq lists its product as uncharacterized. NCBI's taxonomy places the organism in Eukaryota, Fungi, Ascomycota, Sordariomycetes, Sordariales, Chaetomiaceae. The transcript is spliced from 2 exons. The record is from RefSeq and is a predicted model, not a curated record. Bases 1 to 7848 code for a protein of 2615 amino acids. Gene Ontology annotation, cellular component: small-subunit processome; nucleolus; 90S preribosome.
AUGCCUUCCACCCUGUCGGGACGCAUCGCUAAGACCCAGCGGGGGUCCAAGAAGACUCCGCACCAAAAGAAUCACCGAUGGGAGUCGUUCAGCACCAAGGUUUCCAAGCUGCAUUCGCUCGAUCCCCUGCGCAAAGUCCGCCGCCACGAUCUUGACGCCGAAGAUCUCUCCGCGACCACCUCGUAUCUGCGCAAUGGCUUGAACAAAUGGGCCGAACUCAACCUCUCGAGGCCCUACAUGGCCUUCAAGAGAGAAAUAAAUCCCCUUACAGAAUCCCUGGCCCAGAUCCUCUACCAUGAGGACCGCAUCAUGGACCUGCUGGCCGAUUACAUAUCGCGCCAUGAGAAGGAGGCCCUCGAACCUCUGCUGGACCUUGUCACGGCAUUUGCGCACGAUCUUGGCGUACGCUUCGAGAAACAUUACCCACGGGCUCUCGCUCUCAUCGUCGAUCUCGCGAGCAAGGUGCACGAUGUGGAGGCCAUUGAAUGGACCUUUGCCUCGCUGGCCUUUCUGUUCAAAUACCUCUCGAGAUUGAUUGUUCCCGACAUGCGACCGACGUACGAUGCUGUGGCGCCCCUGAUGGGCAAGGCGAAGAAUCCCGGAUACAUUGCUCGGUUCGCCGCCGAGGCCAUGAGCUUCCUGGUGAAAAAAGCUGCAGCUCCCAGUCACAGGGACAAGGCGCUGCCUCUUUUCAUUGAGCAUGUGCGGAAAGACCUCGAGAGUGUUGCCGGGACGAAUCAGUUCAAUCUGUACAACCAGGGGGUCAUGACCAUGUUUGCCGAGGCUAUCAAGGGGCCGGGGAAUGGCGUACAUUCAACAGGACCCGAAGUCUUCACCGCUUUGGUACGGGAGGUACCUGAUGGGGAACUCGCAUUGCCCGAGCGGACCAUCUGGACCGACGUCUGCUGCGGUGUGCUGACCAGCGUCAUCCACCACUCUGCAUUGGAGACAUUCAAUUCUAUCGAGGCCAGGGUGGUAGACGAGGCAAUGGCUGGCCAACACGCCGUGUUGUUUUUCCGGAUUCUAGGCACCAUGGCUGGUGUGCGGAAAGGUACCCGCGUCCAUGACUGGGCGACUCUCGUCAAGGCGCUGGGGCAAUUGCUCAGUUCGUUCGCUGCCGAUAAGGGAAACGUUGAGGCCAUCCCUUCGUCUCAAGUAUGGCAGCAUGUCCUUGUGAACACGGCCAUCGUGUGGAGCCAGGCGCCUAUGGAUGCCUUGAUUCCCGCGCUUUCCACUCUUAACGGGACCCUGACCAAGGAGCCCCUGAUGAGGUGGUACAUACCCUUUUGCUCAUACUUGGCCGAUCUGAACACCGAUCGUUUUCGUGGUUUGUUUCAGAAAGAAUUCCAAAAGUUCAUUGUUGCUCACUGGUCGCAGCCUGAGAAUGAGGACAUGCUCUGCGUGCUUCUACCACGCAUGGUGGAAGUCGGAGGUCUCCCUAGAGUCGGCGGGAAAGAGACCUUUCAGCUUCCGCAAUCUUGGCAAGAUCAGAUUGUGAGCAAAUUCGUGAGGCUAGAAGACACGCCGUUUCCGGAGAGCGGAGGGUUUGGCAAGGAUCCAGAGACCUGGAGAGACAAGUGCCUACCGAAAUACUCGGCGCGUUUGCGAGUCCUCGAGUCGACGUCUGUGCAUCCCUCUACCAACGCUCGAAUCGCCGAAGUUCUACUUAAGAAACUGAAACUCGCCCUUCGACCAUCUUCAUCUCUGCCAACCGACGAGGCAAAUUUCAUUGUCAGCGAUGGCUUCCGCGCCUAUCUCCGGAUGUGCGCCGCGCCUGGCUCCGUUGAUGCAACCCUAGCACCAUUGUUGAGAGCUGCUGCACCGCGGUUUUGCCGAUCGCCGGCGUUCCUGGAAGCGUUGUUGGUCUACGAGCGUGAAAUACGUGGGAAAGUCCAGAGUGUCCCCGAAAGCAAUGAUGCAGGAGAUAGUCAACAGGAGGAGGAAGAUCCUCUUGUUAGAUGCCUGAUAAGGAAUCUCUCCGCUCCGUCCCAUGAGUUGCGGUUGGCAUCGCUGAGAAUCCUAGAGGUUCUUGACUUUACUCCCGAUUCGAAUUCUGCGUUGGCGACAAUGAUACAGGUGGAAGAACUGCCCCUGAAUUUGCAGAAUGUGCGGACGAUUGCCGUGCAUCUGCGGAAGCUCGGGCAGAUCUACUCCCACAUUGAGCAGAACUCAUGGUUGAUCCGAGCUAUCCCGGCUUUCUUGUUCGGCAUGACUACCGUGCCGUUGUCUCCAGUUUGGGACGAUUCAGUCGAGACAAUGAAGAAAGUUGCAGAGACCAAGCACGGGGAAGAGGCUCUGGCUGACCUGGCGUUUGACUGGUUGGAGGUGCCGUCGCCGCAGUGGUCUGGGCCCUACAAGCCGCCCGCCGAGGAUAAUCAUGGUCCUCUGUCGAACUUUGAGUGUCUGAAUGUGAUUGGGCUACACGAGACUGCCGAAGCCACAGGGAAUGUCAUGGAGAGCCCAUCCCACGACAUGCUUAACACCUUUGAAGAGGGCCAGAAAAUUGUCGAGCUUCACACCGAACGAGCGCGUAGCAAAGCCCUCAAAGCCCUCAGUGCCCUGCCCGGGAUAGCUGAGAAGCGAUCCAGAAGGUUGGUGCCUCAUCUGUUUUCCUUCACCGAUGAAGCCCAGGCUCCUGUGGAAGAAGCCGAGGCCGAUGUCGAGGCAUCGACUGAAAAGAGCUGGUCCCUUCCUGACCGGAAGGCCCUCCUCGAGGUAUUUUCAAAAUUCAACAAUCCAAGGGUGCUCUACCAAAGUCAGAGAGUCUACUCUGCGCUUUUGAAGCUGCUGGCGAAUGGCGACAUUGAGGUGCAGAAACUCGCCCUCAAAGCAAUCCUUGGGUGGAACAAUGAUGCCAUAAAGCCAUAUCAAGAACAUCUCGAGUAUCUCCUUGACGAAGCCAGAUUCAAAAACGAACUUACCGUGCUGUUCCAAGGGGACAACAAAAUCCAACCCGAACAUCGACCCGAGGUCAUGCCUGUUCUCCUUCACCUUCUGUAUGGCCGCGCAAUCUCGAAGAAAGGGGUCUCGAGCGGUCGACAUGGACUCCACGCAACGCGACUAGCUAUUAUUCGGCAGUUAGACGUUGAUGAUAUGGGCGGCUUCCUGGAUAUUGCUCUCGGCGAGCUUCGGAGCAUCCAGGUCGUCGAUGCACAGGGCCUUCGUGAGAGCGUAUUCGCCCGCGAAGCUCUUCCAGUCCGGAAGCAAGUUGGCCUGCUGAACAUGGUCGAAGCCAUUAUCAACGAGCUCGGCACAAGUGUCACAUCCUACAUGGACGUCCUUGUAAACGCCGUUCUGUAUUGUCUGAUCUAUGCUUGCAGGCAGGUUGGAGGGAGCGCCGAACACCCAGAUAAUGAAGAACCGGAUCAAAUCCCGAAUGCUUCGCUAUACAAAGUGGUGAGAACCACUGCAUUGAAGUCUCUGUGCAUGCUGUUUCAGAAUGCACAGAGCUUUGACUGGACUCCGUAUCAGGAGGUCAUGGUCAGAGAGAUAAUAAGCCCCAGGAUUGAGAAACUACCGGCGGAGACCACUCAGGGUGUCUCGGCUACCUGGCGGCUGCUGGCAACCUGGUCUGCCUUGCCAAAGCCAGCGCUGUUCCUCUCUAUCGACAAAAGAAUCGUUCCCAAGAUUGUAGAAACGCUCGGGGUCGAAAAGACAAAGGAUGAAGUGAAGAUUUUCGCGCUCGACAUCCUCAAGAAUCUCAUCAACCUCGCGCAGGCCCCUGCAACUGAAUCAGAGUUCAACGAAUUGAUCAAGUCUGAACUUCUGGACUCGAACAUUGAUCUCAUCUUGCAGGAGAUCAGCGGCCUACUUCGAACUCAGCAGGACAUCGGACGGGACUUGCUCGGCUCUGCCGUAGACACAGUCGUGGCACUUGCCCCUAUUGUGGGUACCUCAACCAGCGUCCAGGAUAUGGUUGAGAUUGCGACAUUUCUGCUCAACCAGCCGUCCCGCAAGGUCAAUCCCAAGAUCAAGGGUUCGAUCUUGUUGAUCCUGAAACAGUUCAUGGUGCUAGAGGAUCUCCAGGGCGAUUCUGAGCUGAAAACCAAGGUGUACAACACCAUCGCCUCGUUGUUCGGGUUUUUCAAGGAUAAAGAAAACAGACAGACGCUCGCCGAGGUGUUGGCUGUUUUUGCAUCCCGCGAACAAUGGGCGCAGGAGGUCGCAGAGCUCUGUCGGAAUCUCAAUUCCUAUCGCGCGAGACGGCUGGAUGAACCUGACUACAACACCCGGCUUUCAGCAUUUAACUCCAUAACCAAAGAUCGCGAGACGCCAUUUACGAUCGACCAAUGGAUGCCAUUGCUCCACAAUCUGCUUUACUACAUCCAGCAGGACGAGGAGUUCGGUGUACUCUCGUCUAACUCCGCCGAUGGGCUCUGCAAGUUUAUCUCGGCGGCUGAGUCGGCCUGGGGCGGUCCACGGCAGGCCACAUUCGUGGAAGUGCUGUCAAGUAUCGUCCUGCCAGCUAUCUACUCAGGCGCUAGGAAUCCUUCAGAAACUGUCCGCCGUGAGAUUUUGCGCGUCUUUGGCUUCCUUGCCGCUCAUCUGCCGCAGUGGGAACCUGUCUCUGACCUCAAGCCCUUGGUCCCCGAGUCCGAUGAUUCCGACAGCGCCUUCUUCUUCCAUGUUCUCAGUCCAGCGGUGUCAAGACAGCUCCAGGCGCUUCGUUUGCUAGAGGCUGCAAACGACAAGAGUGAGCUACGAAGCAAACACAUCAGCCAGUUCUUCAUUCCGCUUUUUGAGCAUUUCAUCUUCGACCGACCCGAGAGCGGUGAUGACCAUGGGCUGAGUGCGCAGGCUACAAACACCAUCGGGGCUCUGACCGCAUCCCUGGAGUGGCAGCAAUAUCGGGCCAUCCUCCGGCGAUUUGUGUCCUACGUGGAAUUUAAACCAGAUUGGCAAAAGCGUGUCAUUCGUCUUCUGGAGAAAGAAGUUGAUGCUUUGCGCAGCGCGGUACUCCGGCGGCCAGGCGAUGCGAUGGAGGUAGAUGGGGAGGUAGCAUCCGAGACAAAGCCCCGGCGGCUCGCAACUACGCUUCCGGACCAGGAGAAACUAGGCGCCGAGAUCGUGAACAACUUCCUGCCGACUCUUCUCAAGUACAUCCAUGAGAAGGACGAAUCGACCGUCAGUGCCAGGGUUCCGGUGGGAGUCAUAAUUGCGAAGCUUCUCACCCUUCUCCCGGACGCUGUGCUGAAUGAAAAGCUCCCCGGAGUCCUCACGGAUAUCUGCCACAUCCUCCGGAGCAAGUCGUGGGAGUCUAGAGAGAUGGCCAGAGACACCCUUGCCAAGAUGGCCGGCAUCCUUGGCCCAGAGAAGUUCGAGUUUAUUCUCAAGGAGCUGCGAGGCGCGCUCACGAAAGGCUACCAACUGCACGUCCUCUCCUACACGCUGCAUUCUCUUUUACUGGUUGCCAUUCCCGCAUUCAAUCAGGGCGAGCUGGAUUACUGUCUCCCCUCCAUAGUGGCCGUCAUCAUGGAUGACAUCUUUGGGGUUACCGGUCAAGAGAAGGACGCCGAAGACUACGUGAGCAAGAUGAAAGAAGUCAAAAGCAGCAAGAGCCAAGACUCAAUGGAGUUGAUUGCUAAGACUGCAUCCAUUACGCGUCUUGGCGACCUCACCAUGCCGCUGCAGUCUCUGCUCCUGGAGAAAUUAGACCUCCGAACGGUGCGCAAGAUCGACGAGCUCCUCACUCGUAUCACAAAGGGGCUCCUAGAGAACCCAGCCGCGGCAUCGCAGGAUAUCUUGGUGUUCUGUUACGAGGUGGUUCAAGAAGUAUACAAGAGUCAGAAGCCUGAAGCGGAGAACAAGAUAGACCCGCGCCUGAAAAGGUACCUUGUCCAGAAGGCCGCGAAAAAGAGUGAUGGAGCGGUGACAAGCAAGCACACCUACAAGCUCAUAAGGUUUGCCAUCGACAUUCUCCGAUCCGUCCUGAAAAAGCAUGACAAUCUCCGCACACCUGGGAAUGUCGCGGGAUUCCUGCCGGUACUGGGUGACGCUGUGUUGUCAUCCGAAGAGGAGGUCAAGAUCGCGGCUUUUAAGAUUCUCAAUGUUCUCGUCAAGGUUCCGUUCAAGAACCCGGAUUCGAGCGGUCUGUACAAGGUCGCUCACAAAGAAGCCAUCAAGGCCAUCUCCAUGUCCCCGACGACCGCAUCAGACCUUGCUCAGACAGCGUUGAAGCUCAUCUCGGUGAUCCUCCGGGACCGGCGGGAGAUCCCCAUGAAGGAUGCUGCCCUGGACAUGCUGCUCUCAAAGCUCAAAGAUGACUUGACAGAGCCGCUGUACCGCCAUGUCACAUUUAGCUUCCUGCGGUCGGUUCUUGACCGCAAACUCGAGACUGCCUCGGUGUAUGACGUUCUCGACUACGUCGGCACUGUCAUGAUCACCAACGAUGACAAGGAUACGCGUGACCUGGCUCGAGGAGCCUUCUUCCAGUUCCUGCGCGACUAUCCGCAGAAGAGGAACAGAUGGGAGAAGCAGCUCAAGUUCAUCGUGGCCAAUCUCAAGUACGAGCGUGAAGGAGGGCGGCUCUCGGUCAUGGAGGUCAUCAACCUGUUGCUGAGGAAGUCGGCGGAUGAUUACGCCCAGGAGGUGGCAGGGACCUGUUUCAUCCCGCUGGUUUUUGUCAUAGCCAACGAUGACAGCGAGAAAUGCAGGCUUGCCGCUGGCGAGCUGAUCAAGGAGAUUUUCCGGGUGGCGGACAAGGAACGCUUGUCCAAAUUUCUCACGCUUUUGCGGUCAUGGGUGGAGCAAGAUGAGAAUGUGGCGGUGUUGAAAGUUGCUCUCCACGCAUUCGGGCUCUACUUUGAGGGCCGGGAGCCCAGCGUGAAAGACAAUAAGGACGUUGGGCUCGUCGUUGGCAAGAUUGCCAGGGUCUUGGGUGAUGAGGAGGGGCUCGAAUUGGAUUGGGAGCUGGCAGACAAGGCCCUGACCACCCUUCAGACACUGGUUGCGAAGCAUCCACAAAAGGUGCUCGCUGAGGACUCGAGCGACCUAUGGGCAGAGGUUCAGGCGUGUCUGGCGCACUCGAAUACUACUGUGAAGCUAACUUCCAUCAAACUCCUCAGCAUGUACUUGGCGGAUUUCGCCAAGAAUGCUCCCAAAGGCUCCCAAACACUACCCCUUGUGGGAUCACAUGGACUGCCACUGGAUGAGGAUGACGUGAACGACCUAGUGCGACUCUCGCUCGGCAUUCUCUCGGCACCAGAAGUGGAUGAAACACUUGCUCGGGAGGCCGUCCACAUCCUCAUGUUCCUCGGCGGCUACCUCGCGUCGGACAAAUCAGACAUGAAGGAAGGCGAUGAAGAGGAAGAAGACGAGGACAAUGACGCCAAGGAAUCGGCGCAGAAGGCCGACAUGAAAUACUUCUUCUGGAAGCUGGCAUCCAUCAUCCGCAAGGAGCGACAGCCCAAGCCCGAAAUGCUCGUCAGCAAGCUGGCCGCCAUGGACCUCGUCGAAGCCUUUAGUCUCAGAAGCUCGACCGAGACAGUCUUAGCCUCGAUCAAGACGAUCCUUAGACCGCUUCGAAACCUCACGGACCCGUCGAUCCGCGCGCCCUUCUCGCUCAACGAGGUGUUCAAGACGCGGUACGAAGCGCUCAAGGCCAAGGCACAGUCCAUCAUGGAGCUGCUGCAGCGGAAGCUGGGAAGCGCCGAGUACACCAAGGCGCUGCUGGCGGUUGGCGAGGACAUACGGGAGAGGCGCCAGCAGCGGUCGAGUAAGCGCAAGAUUGAGGCCAUCACGGCGCCGGAGAAGUACGGCAGGGAUAAGAGGAAGAAGUUUGAGAAGAAGAAGGAGAAGAGGAAGGAGAAGGGCAGGGAACAGAGGGAUCAUCGGAGGGGAUACCAAUAA